Larimichthys crocea (large yellow croaker) is the source of this 2365-nucleotide messenger RNA. Its product is annotated as synapse-associated protein 1. Gene Ontology annotation, biological process: TORC2 signaling; regulation of short-term neuronal synaptic plasticity. Lineage: Eukaryota; Metazoa; Chordata; Actinopteri; Sciaenidae. The transcript has 9 exons. Bases 204 to 1292 code for a protein of 362 amino acids. Gene Ontology annotation, cellular component: Golgi apparatus; nucleus; synapse. The record is from RefSeq and is a predicted model, not a curated record.
GGGUACGUUUCCAUGACAACGCGUGUGGGGUUCGAUGCGGGUACACGGCAGGGACAAACUGAACCGAUUCGCGGAAGUGGUUUUAACGGUGAAACGUCAUCAGUAGUUUUAGAAAACACACACACACAGUGUAAAAAAAACAAAACAUCGUUAGAGCAUGUUAAAAAACUUCUACUGAAGUUGAUCCACAGCGUGUUUAAAGUAUGUUUAAGAACUGGGGGAGCUGGCUCGGAAUACAAAACGAAAAUGGACAAGUUGAAGAAAAAGUCGAGUCUGUUGUCGAUGUUGGUGAAGAGCAGGACAGUAAAGUGAACAAACAGACUGCUGGAGCUGGAAGUGAGCAGAGCAGUGAUGUUCAAGAAGACAACCAACCUCCACAACUCCUUCAAACAGCUAAAGGCUUCAGUGGUUACUUUUAUAACAUCGCCAGCAGUGCCUCAAAGAAACUGUCCGAGUCUGUCGUUGAAACAGCUCAAACCCUGAAGAAAAGUGUGGAGCAGGGGAACAUUAAUGGCAUCAUUGAUAAGACCAUUCUGGGAGAUUUCCAGAAAGAACAAGAAAAGUUUGUUCAGGAUAAAAAAGCGAAAAGGUCUGGUGCUGCUGUGCCACCGUGGGUUGGUUAUAAUGAAGAGGAGACCAUACAGCAGCAGAUUUUAGCUCUGUCGGCUGACAAAAGAAAUUUUUUGCGUGAUCCUCCUGCCGGGGUGCAAUUUCACUUUGACUGCGAGCAAAUGUAUCCAGUCGCCAUGGUGAUGUUGGAGGAAGAUGAGCUCCUUCGGAAGAUGCGUUUCCAUCUGGUCCCCAAACAGGUGAAAGAGGAAGUCUUCUGGAAGAAUUACUUCUACCGCGUGUCCUUAAUAAAGCAGUCAGCUCAGCUCACGGCUUUAGCAGCACAGCAGGCUGCUGAGCGGAGGGACGUGGAGAAAACUGGCACCAGUCCUGAGGCUGUUCAUCACAAGGAUGUUGUGAAAAGGAAACCCCCCGCUGCCAUCCGCACUACCAAACCAAAGUCACCCGAGGAUGAGGAGGAGAUCUCCACCAGCCCGCCCGUGUCCGAGUUUGUGAGCGAUGCUUUUGACUCGUGCGACAUAAAUCAGGACGACCUACGCAAAGAAAUGGAACAGCUGGUUCUAGAUAAGAGGGAACAUCCAAACACAAAGCAGGAGGCGACCGCUGACUGGGAGAGAGAGCUGCAGGAGGAACUUCAGGAGUACGACGUGUUGGAUGAUAACGAGAACCGUGAUGACAACUGGGACAAGGAGAUUGAAGAGAUGCUGAAGGAGGACAGUUAGGAGACGCCUACAUAAGCUCCUCCAGCCUUUACUGUUUGAACAGCACCUUAAAGGUCAGGAACGGCACACGACUACAGAUUUAAUGCCACCCCACUGGAAUGACUGGUUACAAUAUUUGUCCUCUAGAGAUCUUUCAACACCACUGAGUAUCAUCAUUAACACGUCGGUGUACUAUUUCUGUGGAUAGAUUUAGGUUUUAUGAAUAAAUAUUUAGUUUAAGGGAAACAGAGAUAUCGUCCUGCAUCAAGUUCAUAAUAUGAUAAUGUGAACGCCUCUGCAGAAUAUUUUCCUCAGACUCGAAAGCGAGAGUGUGUGACCUAACGGCUGCCAGUGUUGCUAAUUAUAGGAUAAUGGUAAAUGUUAUAAAUACUGUUGUUAGACAAGAGUCAAAAAACUGACUCAGCAACGUCUGUUACACGGCAAUAAAAUAUCUGCCUGAUGUUCCCGAAGCUGCUGAUCAAACCACACCAAGUUAAACAUAUACAUAUAUACAUACACAAACACAAGGGGGUGUUUUAUUUCUUUAAAACUGCUCUUUGUGAAUUAAAUUUAACGGUUCAUUUGUAAGAGGAAGAAUGUCGCUUUCAGGAUACAUUAAGUUCAUUCUCAUUAAAACAUCCAGAUAAUAAACAAAUAAAUUCGACUUACUUGCUUAGAGAUCAGACGCCUCAUCAGUUGUCUGCUGCAGAAAUAAGAUUUCAUUUGACCAGUAAAGUGUAUUUUUUGUAUAAAGUUCAUCCUGUGACUGAGCCAACCCUUUUUUAAUAAAUGGACCUGAUAACAGUAACCCGACCAGCGUCCAUGUUGCUCCAAUGACACAUCAUGCAUGUAAUGGGCCCUUUGUAUUUUAUCCAAAUGAUAAGAGGUAGGACACAAUGUGACUGAACAUAUAUGUUUUUUUGUGAUUGUCUCCACAUGCACACAUAUACUUUACUGUACGCUGGAGACAUGCCACUCCAAACAAACUUUAUGUUUUCCCAUUUACACCAGAACUGAUCCAUCGUCUUGUGUUUGUACUGACUGUUUAUGCAACAUUUUUAACAUUUUUUAUUAAACAUAAACAUUUAUUACAA